Messenger RNA from Apodemus sylvaticus (European woodmouse), 1822 nucleotides. It is a transcript of the gene Sack1e, whose product is annotated as family with sequence similarity 83 member E. The coding region runs from base 1 to 1446 and encodes 481 amino acids. NCBI's taxonomy places the organism in Eukaryota, Metazoa, Chordata, Mammalia, Rodentia, Muridae. The record is from RefSeq and is a predicted model, not a curated record. The transcript is spliced from 5 exons.
AUGGCAGCCUCUCAGCUGGCCGCACUGGAAGGAGAGGAGUUGGGGGCUGACGAGCCAACCCUGACCAAGGCCAGCUCUGCACUCUUGUACUCUGAGGGCCAGCGGCUGGCACUUGAAGCCCUGCUGAGCACUGGUGAGGAGGCCUUCUGGGCCUGCAUACAGCAGGAGAGGCUGCCCCCCUUCCUGAGCACAGAUGAGGCUCAAGCCCUGGCUACAGCUGCUGAGGACUGGACAGUGCCAAGCCAGGAGCCUGGUGCAGCAGGCACGGGAACGGCCAUCACUGAUGGGGACGUGGGCAGCCUGACCUACUGGCCUAGGCAAUCUGAGGAGCCGGCACCCCUGCUGCGGCUGGGCUGGCCUGAAGACACUGCCUGGAAGGGCAUCACCCGGGCACAGCUCUACACCCAGCCACCCAGCGAGGGCCAACCACCCAUUAAAGAGUUGAUACGCCAGGAAAUCCAGGCUGCUCGCAAGCUGGUGGCUGUCGUCAUGGACGUCUUCACCGAUCCUGACCUGCUCAGAGACAUGGUGGAUGCUGCCACGCGCCGAUGGAUUCCUGUCUACUUACUUCUUGACCACCAGCACCUGCCUGCCUUCCAGGCACUGGCCCAGCAGUUAGGGGUGAACUUGUGGACCACUGAGAACCUGGAUAUCCGGACCGUGCGGGGCCACACCUUCCAGAGCCGCAGGCGUCGGCAGGUGAGCGGUCACGUGCGGGAGAAGUUCCUGCUGCUGGACGGUGACAGGGUCAUCUCGGGAUCCUACAGCUUCACGUGGAGUGACUCACGCCUGCACCGGGGCCUGGUGACCUUGCUCACUGGAGAAAUCGCAGAUGCCUUCAGCCAGGAGUUCCGUGUCCUGUACGCGGCCUCUCAGCCGCUCCCACCAGCACCAGCCCGAAGCCCUCUGUUCAGUCCUCCCGAGGGCCCACAGCUGCCCCGAAGCCCACACCGUGUGGCCUCGCGCUGUCCUGUGGCCCCUGUAGCGCCCUUGCUGUCUGAUGGGCCUUUGGCUCACCGCCUCACUGCCUGUCACAUCCUCGAGGGGGACAAACGGGAAAGCCCCGCCACCAUAGGGCCAGCUCUCAGUGACAUCUUGAGGAGCGUUCAGCGCACCAGGACAACCAGUGGUCCCCCAACCCGACCCAGCCGCUCCCUGUGGGACCUUAGCCGCCUGUCCCAGCUCUCUGGCUCCAGUGAUGGUGACAAUGAGCCCAAGAAGCCCUGGGACUCCAAGGACACUCCGGCCAGGGCCCUGAUGAGGCAGCGGGGCACCGGAGGUGGGCCCAGAGCUGAGGUGGACUUCCGGGCACAGCCCUGGGGUGGCCCCCUACCCUUGAUUCCAGCUCGCCGCCUGCGUUACCUAUCCCCAGCCCAGAGGAGAUUGGGGGACAACGCCACCACAUCAGACUGGGCCUCUGGCUCAGGCUCUGGAAGGAGACGCUAACCGGAGCCCUGGCCAGCCAUGGGUCAGUUUAGGGCGCCACCCGGACAGUGGCUGUGUCUGAGGCCUCUAGUCUAGGAUCUUGGCAGCAGAAGGGAUUGGUCUUAAUUGAUCUAGAAUUGGGUGAGCUCACCAGAGCUAAGGGCUCAGUGUUACCAUCUGGGAAAUGGGCAGAGGGUUCCGGAGCAGCAGAGAGGGCUGCUGCAGACAGGCUCAGCUGCCUCACCGUGUGCUGUAUAGAGAGAUAGUGGGGCAACCCCACGGCAGAGAAGAUGCGGAUAAAGUGAGUCCAGGAGAGGAGAAUUAUGGGGAUAGAGGUUAAGGGGGGGAUAGGCAAAGCUGAAAAAAAAACCAUAGGUCUGGAAAGUACUGGGGACAC